AUGGGCCCUGUCUGUGUCCUUUUCCAAGCGCCAGCCAUGCGGCGCAUGUUGGACCGCUAUGCUGUCAAUGACCAGUUGGCGCUUGCUGUGGACACAAAAAUGAAGGUGGCCAACCACGGCAUGGGUGUAGCCACUCUCAGCCUGCUCGUGAAAGACAAGCUGCGGCCAACCACACUCAUUCGCCACGGGGAUGGUUGCCGGGUCCAAGGCCGGGCUUACACGUCCCACGCCGUCCCCAUCAUGCAGGCAGUGUUCCAUGACGAGACAGAAGCCAAUUACGAAAGGUUGUUCCGAGCCUUCGACAAGCAUUGGAUGGAGAGCGGCUCAAACCGCCCACCGUUGACGGACGUGGCGCUGCAGGUCCACAAGGACUUCCACAAAGCCAUCGAGACGGCCAGGCGCUCUUGCUGGCCUGCGUCUCGAGCUUGUGACGAUUUCUUUCACUUCUCGCAAAAGAAGCACACGACACUUGCAAGCAAGUGCAAGACCUUGGAGCAAAAGAAAGGCAAGUGGGUGAAGACUUAUCUGAAAUGGACAGCGGAUGCUUUGGCCUUGCUCCGGCUCGUGCCAACACUGUCCAUCUUUUCUCAUCUGUGGAAGAGCCUGCUUUUCACCUUGCGCGAGUCUGGCGAAGGCAUCGUCGCUGACUGGCUGCGUUCCUACGAAAGGCCUCUUCCUCCUGCUCUUUGCCGCGCUCCCGCUGAUGCAGACCAACUCAUUUUUGCAUCCUUCUGGUGCGGCCGUGAUGGAUGCUUCCCUGGCACGGGCGGCGGCAGUCAGCCAGCGGAGGCGGUACACGCUGCUUGGCAAACCCAGCUCCAAAAACUUGGUGGCAAGGGCGAUGUGUCUCAUGUCCUGGGAGUCAUGCAGCGCCUCUACACCGAAUCUUGGGCUUCCUGGUACGAGUGGCACGCCGACUCACCCUUGCACCUCAGAACUACUGAGAUCGACCCCAACCUCAUUUGUGGAGAGGCCCUGAAGCGUGCCGGUCGAACGCCUGCGGCGCGCUUUGCUGAGCUGUCGCCUGACACAACAUUCUAUGUGCGCACAUGCUCUUCCACACACGAGCACUGGGUUGUGCUUGUUCAUUCCGAAGCGCAGUUGCCACUGCCGAGCAAAAUGGCAGCGCAACUGGCCGACAUCAUGGUCGCGACAGGCAGUCGCCUCACCACCUUGCUCAAGCAAGCUAAUGUUUUAGCUGGAGAAGGGAAGUUGCAGCUUGAGGCAGCCGGCCGGAUGUUUGAGGACUUGUGCUGCGUGAUGGGUAGCUCUUUGCAGUGCUCUUGUUCGGUCUACGCCUACCACGGCCAGUGCGAGCAUUCCAUCUUUGUGGCGAGCCUAGACCUCACACACAAGCCGGCAACGGUGGACUUGAAGACGCUCCCUCAGAAGCGGAAAGGCGGCCGCCCGAAGGCAGCCGCCGAGCCACCGCGGAAGCGCCGCGCGCUUGCCAAGGCGAAGGCCAAAGCUGUUGCAAAGAACUCGGCCAGAGCCAAGACGACGACAG
Effrenium voratum is the source of this 1507-nucleotide messenger RNA. The record is from the annotation of a GenBank genome assembly. NCBI's taxonomy places the organism in Eukaryota, Dinophyceae, Suessiales, Symbiodiniaceae.